Hydra vulgaris (swiftwater hydra) is the source of this 631-nucleotide messenger RNA. Its product is annotated as ATPase inhibitor A, mitochondrial. Gene Ontology annotation, biological process: negative regulation of ATP-dependent activity. Gene Ontology annotation, cellular component: mitochondrion. Gene Ontology annotation, molecular function: ATPase inhibitor activity. Lineage: Eukaryota; Metazoa; Cnidaria; Hydrozoa; Anthoathecata; Hydridae. The record is from RefSeq and is a predicted model, not a curated record.
UCAAAAUUCUCAUAACUCAAGUAAGCGAGAUUUUUUAUUCUUUUUUGCCAGACUUUCUUGUAAUUACAGUACCAUUUAAAUUAAUUUAAAUAUCCGUCUGAUUACGUUUUUGUCGAUUGUUAAAUAUGGCUGCACUUCGAUAUUCUUGUAAGAAGUUAGUCCUUCCAUUUUCAAGUAGGCUAUUGUCAAGCGGAGAAUUGGGCUCCGGUGCUGGAAAGGGUGGUGGCCAAGGAGGAAGUAUCAGAGAUGCUGGUGGCUCUUUUGGUAAAAUGGAGGCUGCACAUGAAGAACAGUAUUUUAGAAAAAUGGAGGCUGAACUGCUAGCAAAAAUAAAGAGGGAACACCAGGAGCAAUCUCUUUACCAUGACGAGGAGAUUGAAUUUCAUAAAAAUGCUAUCAAAAGGCAUACUGAAGCCAUUGAACGACACACCUUACUUAAGACACAACACGACGCUUCAGUGCGAGAUCAUGAAGGAUCGGAAAAAAAUUUAAUAAAUAUGGAAAGAACAAAGAAAAAAUAAUUUAAAAAAAAUUGGUUUCAGCAGGACAUAAUGAUUUCCUAAUAAUAACAAUCUUUAUUAAUUUAGAUUAUAAUAACUUUUAAAUCUUUACAUUCAAAAUUUGUAAUGAA